GAACCUCAAAGAAUGCUGCUUUAUCAAUAACCAUAACAUUACGAACAAAUAUGAAUUUGUUGACGUUGAAAUAUUAUUUAAACUUACCAUAGUAAUGCAAUGCAAGUUAAUAAAGUUUGGCUCCAAAUUAUACAAAGAAACGUUCAGAAUGGAGAAAAUUCUUUAAGGUACUUUUCGCCCAUAGCUAUGAAGUAAACCGGACAAAAUUAUACGGGGGAUCCAAACAUGAAUCGGUUUAAGGGAAGUACAAGAAAAAUGGAUAUAGAACACUCUUAGACAGUAGACUCUAAUUUUGUUGUGAUAAAAUUAUUAUCGUAAUUCUACAUACUGUAUUCUGACUUUUUUACGAGCUGUUCACUUUUUUCCAGUGGCGUAGCGUCAAGGGAAGCUGGUAAUGCACCGCAUGCCCUGCAAAAUCUAAACCAAAAAAAAUAUUUCUAAAAGCGCUUUUUUCGAAACAGAAAACAGUUUCUAUCGUCUAAACAGUUGCUUUGACGAUUAUUUGAAAUUUGCACUGUCGCACCCUUGACACACCCAUCGGAGUUCAAUGAAUCCACCUUAGAUUUUACCUUGGAAGUAAUUUACUAAGCUUCGUGCCCCUGUUUCCAAAGAUCCCUUUAUUGACUUUGGCUAGCAACCUUUGUUUAUAGCACUUCUCAUUUCAGGGAAUGCGGAAUUCUGACCGCAUUCCCGGAUAUAAAACGAUUGAUUUUUCCCUAUUUAAGUGUAAAAUUUUGCAAAAAUAUAGGAUAGAAGGUUGUAUCAAUGAAUAAUCUAUCAUGCUAAUGAAAGAUUGCUCCAAUUUUUUACUCACAGCGUUGAGGAUAGAGCUUUGAAAGGGAAGUAACUGAUCUCAGCUUGCUUCGUGUUAUCUUGUUCAGCAAGCCAAGUCACGUGACCAGAUACUGAUCAACAAAGAGCCAGGGCAUGCGGUUGCCGAUCCGCAUGCCCUAGUUGAAUUGAAUCACAGCGUAAGUCUUCGAAAUGUGGAUUCAAACAAGUAGAAGAUAUUGAUUAUAGGGUUAUAGAGAUAGAGGAGUAUAAGAUGAUUGCAUAAAUGUUUUUUUUUCAUGUUAGCUUGAGUCCCACGUGAGGGUACUCAAUUAGUGAGGGUACGCAAAUAGGGAGGGUACUCAAAUAGGGAUAGUACGGGGUAAUUCAUUUAAACAUAGAGGUUUAGGGGGAUAUCUUUUGACCAAAUCUUUUAUUUUCUAAUUGUGACCUAUUAAAAAACCUUAUAAAAGUAUGAAAAAGUGGUCUAUAAUUUUCAUUUCGAAGUGUGCUGUAGAUGUUCUGUUUGGGCAUGAAAGGAUUAUAGAGAAAGCGCUAUUAUAACUAUCAGGUGUUUUUAAAAAGCUAUAACUUCUGGAGGCUUUGCCCCCUGGUCUCCCACGAGAGCGUUGCACCUUGGCCCCACUGGGGCCUUCAGCAAGCCCCAGACCCCUCGCCGCAUACCCGCUUCUGCAACUCACGCUACGCCACUGCUAUAUUCAUAGCCCUAACGGCUUGAAGGGUUAGCACUUGAUUGAUUGUAGUGACUGAUUGAAUGAUUGGUUGAAGUGUUAUGACUGAUUGACUGACAGUUUGAAGUGGAGUGGUUGUAAUGGUUGAUUGUAAAAGAGACUGAUUAUAAUGAUUGAAGUGAUCGAUUGAUUGAUUGAUUUUGAUGAUUUUUUUAUGCCCGUAACACAUUUAUAACACAUUUCUACAAACUACAGUAUAUGAACGAAAACACAGGUGGCAUGAAUUUUCAUAACAACCCUGUGUCUAUUCACAAUUAGCCCAGGCGAGACACCAAAAAGGGUUUUGCAUGUUUGUAAACACCCAGCUGAUUUUUUGCAACGGGCUUUGAUAACCGAACAUAAAGAAGAAAAACAAAGAUUUUGAUGAUUGAUUGGUUGAUUCGUUUUGAUGAUCGAAUGUAACGAUUGUAAUGGUUGAUUGAUUGACCUGUAUGUCCUCUGUUUAUUGAGUAUUUGGGACUUCUCCAAAACCUGCCAGCAGAAUAUGGGCGAAUUAAUUGCGUCAAUGUUCGCUGAACGAUCUUCAUACUAGCUCAGUUUCAUUCAUAGCCCUAAUUUGGUGAGAAUGAAAUUCGUUGUUUAUAAUUGUCUGGAACUUGCAAAAAGGAAUCAACAUACACUGUUAGGACAUUAAAUAUUAACAAAGUAGCCUAAUCCUACCAUAUAAAUGCAAUUUCGUUCUACGCUUUUAAUCACUUGGAGUCUGUGCCGUACCAAUUCAUUCAAAGAUAUACCGACUGCGUAUAUGUAGCUAUUUGCAUGGUUACCAUACAAUGAAAUCAUGGUGCAUUGCAUUGUGAGUAUUUUCAGGCAAUAAACGAGAUAGUUUAAUAAAUUCGGCAAUCAGAGAGCGAGAUGAUAAACUCGUCAGCGAAUGCAACUCUAUUAUGUGAUACCGUACAGCCAUAUAUCAAAUCUCAAGCAAAUUUCGCUAUAGCGUCAAAGGUCGUUGUCAUUAUUCUACAUAUAGCCUCUUGUUUGUUUGCUGUUCCAAUCAAUUUACUGAUACUUAUAGCGUUGAUCCAUAAGCCUCAUUUACGGACUGCUCCUAACCUUAUACUUACAAGCAUGGCUGCAAGUGACCUUCUAGUUGGCCUCGUUAUACAACCUACAGCCGUUAUUCAUAAAGUGUACGAACUUCUCAACAUUGACUCUUGUUUUCUUCGUGCUGUAAACGCGCUUGUUGCAAUACUCGGCGUUGGUGUCUCGUUUUUAAAUGUCUGUUUCUUUGCUUUGGACCGCUGCUUUGCCACAAUGUUACCAUACAGAUAUGAUAGCGAAAGGCUCUUCAACAAAUAUCUAGGAGUAAUAAUUACCUCUUGGCUUACACUUGCACUGCUUGUUAUUCUCAAAGAAACUGCUGUAAUACCAAGUAGCGUAUUGCAACUCGUAAUGACUCUACUUCUGGUUGUAUCCAUGAUAUUGAUAGUUAUCUCCUAUAUCAUAAUAUACAGAGCUAUAAGAGGGCAUCGAAAACGGGCUGCUACGAUAGCAGUAUCUAUUGCAGUUAAAGACGAUGGCUCCGGCACAGCAAAACUUCACAAGUUCAAGCUAGAGACAUGCCUUAAACCAAUCAGAUGGGAUACUUCGGGUCCUGACGACAUAAUACGAAUAUCUUACCACAACGUCGACGAAAGUCCGCCUGAACCAAUGCAAAAGGCGAGUAAUGAGAAGUCUCUCGAUAACGUCAAAGCUACACAAGAGCAGGUUUUGAAAAAGCAACAGUCAAGGUCUCUGACAGUGUCGCUUCUUCUUUCAGUUUUCAUGGCCUGCUACUUGCCGGUCACAAUAUUGAACGUAGUUGUGAGCAGAACCAAAGUACGAGGCAACUCACUAGCAAUCGCAUACGAUUGGACUAAUUUCCUGAUAUUGUUUAACAGCUCGCUAAAUCCAAUAAUAUACUGUAUAAGGGUGCAAAAAAUUCGUACAGAAGUAAGAGCACUGAUUUCCAACAUUCGUCAUCUUUUUGUUUCGGAAGCAUAAGGAAACAUGAAUAAUGCCUUUUUUAAUUGUUUAUUGAAGUUUGAAUUAAUUACAUCCCUGGUAAAACUCUAUGAAGUGAUAAAAAUAAGAAAUAACAAUUAAGACACAGCGUCAACAAAAAAUUCCCCUCCUGAUACAUGCUCUUUGUAUUCGGUUUCUUUGCUGCUAGGCAUGCUAUGAUUAGUUGGGAAGGGGGGAUAAAGGUGAUGUCCUUUGGGAGGGGAGGUGGGUAAAGGUGGUGUCCUCGGUGCACUUCACAAAGAGCUAGCUUUCUAUAAUGCUGGUAUACUGGAGCAGAAUCUGACUGAAAGCCAUGACCUCCUACCCAGCUUUUCUCGUCAGACCAUUAACCCAUAUCUAAGCAGUUAUCAUUCAUCUGUUUACAAGCAUUCCCGUUUCGCAAGCGAAGAUCUCUGCCACAUCCCAAAGCAGGGAACCAAUAGUUAUACUGUAGUUUUAUAAGCCAGGCCCUAGCUUCAACUCCUGAACAAAAGAAGGGGAAGGGGUGUUGUUCAAGAUGAAAAUCUGGGUGUCAUAUGCGCGUAAAAUGUGUGUUGGCUAGCUUUUGAUAAUGCAUGACUUAACAUACAGUUUUUAAAGUGUUUCAGCUAAAAAUUUUCCCGUUUUUCGGUUAUUUAUUUACAAAAUUCUGUUCAAGUGCAGCUUUUCGUGUAAGUUCGAGAUUUCGUGUCAGUUGCAGAAGCUUUGUUAACAUUCAAAUUGUAUGUGUACAUAAGGAGUAAGCUCUGCCUUUUGAAUUUGAGAAAAAGGUCGUGGAUCACCAAUACUAACUAGUUUAAAUAUGCGUUUUCAAUUUAUUUACGUUCUAGUGGAUCUCUUCUGAUGAUAUAUAACCUCUUGUAGCUAAUUUGACGUGGUUUAUGUAAACAUUGCAUGGUGACCGUUACAGAUAUAACAUAUGAACAUUUUUGAAGUUGAAUUUUUCGCUUGUUCGCCAGUUCUACAUACAGGCUAUUUCUGACUCAUUAUCAAAUGAAAGGCAGUUCAUAGUCCGUGUAUAAUUUCUACAAGCAGAGGUGUUUCAGUAGAGUUGUUUCUAUAAUGUACAAAUAUAGGUAAGCAUGUGUUAUUACAUAUGUAACUUUACUAAAAAUCUCUUAUAUCUAGCAAAAGCUAAGGUAAGAGUUGUUUGAAUCGGAUUUUAAAAUGGUUUGAAAUGCAAGCUGCACAAUUUAUUUGUAUGUUUGUGUAUGCCCUUUAGGGGGGGGGGGGGGGGGGGGUGAAAAUAGAGAGCUUAAUUCAUGUUUCUUGUAAAAAUUCGUUUAGCAUAAAUGGCUUUUUUCGAUAACAUCUUUUUUAUGGUGUGUUAAGAGGUUAAAUUGACCCUUGGACAAAGAAGUUGUAGUUUCUGUUUUUGUUGUGAAAGUCUAAUGAUUUGAUAAUCGUUUGUUUGUAAAAUCGUCACGCAUACUGAGGUGAUCUUAUUAUGUUCCUAUACCCCUACCCCGCCCAGCGGAUCCGAAAUCUUAUUAUGUUCCAGCGGAUCGCCCAGCGGAUCCGAAAUCUUAUCAUGGUUGUUGAGGUGAUCUUAUUAUGUUCCUAAAGUUCACUAUGGUGAUCUGCUCUUAAUAUUUGUCUUUACUUAGUUCUGGUAAUUUUUGAGAAUAAUUCUCUUGAAAAUUUAUUGAAGUGCCAAUGGUCAUAAAUACAUGUAGUGACUUCGAGGUCUCGGCACUAGUGAACGGAUUAACCAGAUGUUUCUUCUUCACAACAUAAGCAUCUGCUUCACAAUAGUUUCAUAUAAUGUUCCACAUCACGAUGCAAAAGACACAGAAAAUAAUACAUAAACCAUUCUUUAAAUCAUUUUGCGCAACUUUUUAGUUGAUUUACGCUCCUGUUCAGCAAAUCGUUUUUUAAUUUCAAAUUCUUUGUUUGUUCAAACAAUGAACACUUCAGAACGACACAAAAAGCGUUUUGGUCACCUGUUUCACCUGUUACAAGUAACCGUUUUUCGUAUACUCAGUUGUCCGUCCUUAAGAAAGAGUAGUGGCUUCUGAUCUUUAAGGCAAUUGUUCUGUUUUUUGAAAUUGCAUUUCUCUGCUUGGGUCCCGAGCAAAUAGUCCCUACAAUCUAAA
This is a messenger RNA of Rhopilema esculentum, 5602 nucleotides long. Its product is annotated as orexin receptor type 2-like. Gene Ontology annotation, cellular component: membrane. NCBI's taxonomy places the organism in Eukaryota, Metazoa, Cnidaria, Scyphozoa, Rhizostomeae, Rhizostomatidae. Gene Ontology annotation, biological process: G protein-coupled receptor signaling pathway. Gene Ontology annotation, molecular function: G protein-coupled receptor activity. The record is from RefSeq and is a predicted model, not a curated record.